This is a messenger RNA of Leishmania mexicana MHOM/GT/2001/U1103, 2448 nucleotides long. Its product is annotated as putative cation transporter. The coding region runs from base 1 to 2448 and encodes 815 amino acids. The transcript has a single exon. Gene Ontology annotation, molecular function: magnesium ion binding; cobalt ion binding; magnesium ion transmembrane transporter activity. Gene Ontology annotation, biological process: metal ion transport; transmembrane transport. NCBI's taxonomy places the organism in Eukaryota, Euglenozoa, Kinetoplastea, Trypanosomatida, Trypanosomatidae. The record is from RefSeq and is a predicted model, not a curated record. Gene Ontology annotation, cellular component: membrane.
AUGUCGUCCAACGCCUCGAAAACCGGGACGCCGGCGUCGUUACCGGCAGAGGACGUUACCAUGACGUCGCCGGAUCGGCUGACGAACCUUGGCACCUCCGCCUUCCUCACCCCACCCUCCUUCGAGCGCCCUAGCGCGGCGAGCGAGCUGGGGUCCAGCCAUGUGCCACUACCGCCACGUGUGCAGGACCUCGCCAACGUCGUGUUGCCCCCCGCCUCCACUGAGGCUCGCGUGGGCAAUGCGCAUUCCCACGCGCUGCGGCCGCUCGAGAUUGUAGAGUCGAUCAAAGGUUUGCACGAGCUGCAUCAGAAUGGCGGACUCACAAGGGAGGAGUUUGCUCAGGCGAAGCAGCAGAUCCUGGACUCGGGUGCGUCCUCGGCGUCCACGUACAAGAGCAAGUCAAAGCGGUCGCGCGGGCGCCGCCACCGUCGCCGUAGUCGCCGUUCGCGCAAGAGCUCGCGCUCGACCUCUACAUCAACUCGCACGCGGCCGUCCCGCGAUGCCCGCUCGCGCGCCACCACCGGUGUUGACACCAGGAGUGCCAGCCACCGCCCCAGCCGUUCCUCGUCCUCGUCGUCGUCAUCGUCGUCAUCGUCGUCGUCGUCCAGUAAUCGCUUUAUUAUUGUGCCGCGCUCCAACGUGUGGCGCACCCUCAACGAUCCCAUCGAGGAGGGCUUGCUCGGCCACCAUGAGCGCGUCGCAUACAACGACGCGCCGCGGCUCGUGCGCUCCCCGCUGGUGACCAGGGGGGGCGCUGUCGUGGGAUUUGGCAGCCGUGAGAGAGGGGGGUCAGAGGAGUAUUGCGCCGGCGCGCACGGGCGGCACGGCUACCAGGUGAUUCCUUCUGAAGACCCUCUCACAAGCCACGUAGCCAGUGGCGCAGCGGUACCGCCGUCAAUGCUAGCCCUUGCACCAGGCACCAAAGACGCCACCCUCGCUUCCCCCAGCGGCAGCGCUAUGGGCUUCGCGACUGCACCGACAGUCAGCCGCGGCAAGGCCAAGUAUGGCGCCUUCUUGCACCGGGACGAUGGAGCUCGCGCCGGCGGCCCGGCACCGCACAUUCACGCGGUACUCAACAAGGAGGAUGUCGUGUGCAUUCAAUACUUCAACAGCCGCGGCGGCUCUGGCAAUCACUUCCGCGACGUCGAGUUACACGCCUCCCAGCUCCGUGACCCGAUCUUCGUUCACAAGGGACAGUCUCAGGUCAUCCCAGCCAAGCCGCGUACCUCCGUCACCAAGCCCAGCCCCGACGAGCCAGUCAUGAUGGCGCUGCCGACCCGAGAGUCGCAGGUCUUCCAGCUGGCAGAGAUGACGCUGGAGGAGCGCCGCGCCUGGGAGGAGAUGACGACGACGCACACCUCUUCCUCCACUUCCCGCAGAGCCAAGUCCUCGUACUUUGAGCAGAGCUUCAACUGGUAUUGGGUGGACGUGACGGGCAGAGACACCAGCCGGCAACAGUACAACGCGACACUGCGCUACCUAACCAACCGCUUCAAGUUAUGCGAUUCGUUCCUCGUCGAUCGCGAGCACACGCUGGUGCUGCCGCAGGUGUGCGAGUCGCCCAACCACGCUGGCCAGUACCUGCUCAACCUGCGUGUGGCGACCGAAAAGAUCGCCAUCUCCGACGACAGCGUGAUGGAGCUGACGAAUCGGUGGAUUAUCGUUGUGGACCUGAAGCAGCACAUCGUCAUCACCCUGCACCGCGUCGACACGCACAGCAUGGCAAACCUGCGCUCACAGUGGAAGCGGGUCAUCGAGAACAGCAACGUGUCCUUCCAGGAGUUCCUUCUCAAGAUCAUCGAUGACGCCAUCUACACGUACCACCUCAGCCUCGACGUGCACACGGCGCUCCUUGAAAAAUGCGAAGCGAAGCUGUUCGUGGAGAAGCGGGCCGUGACGACGCCGGAUGUCUCCUGCCACUACAUAGAUAAGCGAAUUCUGCACCACUUCGCCGGCAGCUCGCGGUCGCCGUUUUUGCGCCGACUGCUGGACGAGCAGGACCGCUCGCCAAUGAACAAGGGGGAGAUGAACAACUUCCUGCACCACCUGCACCGUCGUACGAACGUGCAGCACCGGAUGAUCAACGUCACCCAGGCGGUUCUGGCCAAGGCGUUCACGAAGCUGCGGCUGUGCUCGCGUGAGAUGGAGGGGCAGAUGUGCGCGUCCUGCAUUGAGAUUAGCGACCGCGCCCUGGAGGUGCGGGAUGACGCCAAGACGCUGCUGAACCUGCACAUCUCCCUGCAGAGCUUCCGCACCACUGAGCUGAUGGCCGUGCUGACCCGUGUGACGAUGCUCUUUACACCGGUGACGUUCCUGGCUGGCGUGUAUGGCAUGAACUUCCAGAAGAACUUCCCGGAGCUGACGUGGGACUACGGCUACGCCUUCUUUUGGGCCCUGUGCAUCAUCCUGGUCAUCGCCAUGCAUGUCCUCUUUGUGCGCGAGCACUGA